AUGUCACUUAGACUACUGGCCCAGCGGUAUCUACCCAUAUCUCCACGUCAUUUAAGUCUCUUGACGACAGAUGGUGAAGAUGGAAAUCCCGCGGCUGUGGUCGCUAUGGCCGCAGCAUUUGAUCCACAGAACCGUAUAUUUUUUCUGGAAUGGGACAAUCCAACAGAUGCCGCGAGUUUUCGCCUCACACACGCAAGAGUGCCUGGUAAAAAUAGUGCUAGUAGUGGUAGUAGCAGCAGUAUUACCGCCUUAACACUGGUACGCUCACUGGAUGGGGUUAUUCACUGUGUAGUGCAGUGUGCCACUGUAAAGGGUGGGAAUAAGGAGAAUACGGUUGCCAACUCAUAUGUCUACCGUCGUACAGUGGAAAAGGAAAGUGAUGAUGACAGUGACGAUGAUGAUAAUGAUAAUAAUAUGGGAUAUGGUAGUGUGGAAGUGCGAUACAGAAAGUUGCCUAAAGCGUUGGAAGAUGAUGGUAGACUCUGGACUGCAGCCACACGAUUGUAUAGAAGUGAUGGAGGUAACAGUUGUGGAGGUCGUGUGAUGGUGGCUUGUGGCGGUGAGAAGGGUGCGGUAAACGCAUUGAAGACGUUGCGACUCACCGGCACUCGUCUCUCUGUUGAACAGACACUGGAACUUCCCAUGUUAUCUACUUUUCCCGUCCUGCAGCUGCGUGAGAUUGACGGAGAUGCCUCUGCGGUGUUGGCGCUCUGUCAUCAUGCGAUGUUGGAGAUUGAUCCCCGGCUGCGGCCGCAGGAGAGUGUUGUGCGGGCGUGGAAGUGGAGUCCACACGAUCCCCUCACGGCCUUCGCGGUGAAAGACAACGCCAUCGUGGCGGGCACGGAGGAGGGCGUUGUGGUCGCGUGGGACAUGCGGGUUGGCGGGAGUGUGCGGGAGAAGAGUUAUCACCAUGCGGUGGACCACAGCGAUGCCUGCGGGGCCCCCGUCACGGGUCUGCACAUGCCGCACAGCACCACACUGCUCUCCUGCCACGCGGAUGGAUCAGUGCUGCUGUGGGAUAGACGAACCGCCACAACCACAGCAGCUAAUACUACUGCUAAUACUAAUACUACAUCCACAACAACGAGAAUAGAUGGAUUUCGAUUUACGGCAACGGCGGCGGCGGCGGAUGUGUUACCGCCAGUGUUUGCGGGGACGCCCGGUUGUGUGGGUCUCGCAGCGGAGGAUCAACUCGUAGUGGUUGCAGAUGAAUCGGGAACUAUUAGCGUGUUUGCCAUGUUGUAG
Trypanosoma theileri is the source of this 1245-nucleotide messenger RNA. RefSeq lists its product as uncharacterized. Bases 1 to 1245 code for a protein of 414 amino acids. NCBI's taxonomy places the organism in Eukaryota, Euglenozoa, Kinetoplastea, Trypanosomatida, Trypanosomatidae. The transcript has a single exon. Gene Ontology annotation, molecular function: protein binding. The record is from RefSeq and is a predicted model, not a curated record.